UUAAUGCGAGCUGUUUUCACUCCCAAGAGCUGGAUUUGUUACAAAGCUGGGUCGGAAGAAAAUGUGACAUUGAUCUUAAAUUUGUGAUAAGAGUUUAAAAUGGAAAGACAGGUAAAUGGAAGACAACUUCUUACCCGACAAACCCGCCCGCCUCCAAAUGAUUUCUUAUCCAACCAACAGCAGACGACGCCAAGUAUCAAACAACCUCCCGCUCAAGAGAUGGCGUACCAAGAUGGGCUGCAUCCGAAGCAGACCAUCGCCCUGAUUAUUCUAGGCCUCCUUCAUAUUUUCAUCGGAGUUGCUGUGAUAAUUUUACACAUUUGUAUGAUAGCUGAGGUUACUGCGUGGGCAGUUUUGAUGAACAACCGUUUGGUGACCGUGCACUCGCCCUUAUGGUGUGGAUCGUGGUUCAUUCUUGUGGGGUCGUUUGGGAUUUCUACGGCACCGUGUUGUCAGCCGGAUCCCGUGGCAACUAAAGCCUGUAUGAAGCACUUGUUCCUAGUUCUCUCCGCAGUGACCACUGCAUUUGCUCUAAUCCUUGCUGGCGUCAACUUUGCAGCAGCAGGAACAAUGGACCCAACCAAAGGUUCGCUGCAGUUAGGUCUGAGCGUGACGAUUGGCGCACUUGGCAUCGUGGAAGUUAUCAUUUGUAUCAUCUCUACCCUCUGGGCCAGACCAAAAACAAGACCAGGUGGCACAGGUGUAAUUCCUGGGGGGUAUGUUCAGUGCCAGGAACAGCCCAGAGCCUACGUCACGCCAGCGCAAUUGCAGAUUUCCCCCGAGCAGCAAAGAACAUUUGUAACCGUCACCCCGGCAACCACGCCUCGUGCAGAGCCAAGACAAGACCAUCCCAAUUUUAGACAUCAUCAGAGGCAGAAACAUCAGAAACCACAACAACAGCAUCACCAUCAUCAUCAACUUCAUCACCACCAGCAGCAAGAAUUGCAGCAACAUCAUCAACAACAACAACACUUGCAGCAGCAACAGCAGCAGUUCCAGGACCAACAGCAUAUGACGGUGAUCAGCCCAGAUAACCUCUACCCUGGUGUCUAUACCCCUCAAACACCUGCUAAAUACCAAGUGUACACAUUUCCAAGGGUGAAUGUGGCGCCAUCUAGACCUCUGCCUGGAAUGUGGAUGGAGAGCUAA
Messenger RNA from Lingula anatina, 1149 nucleotides. RefSeq lists its product as uncharacterized. Gene Ontology annotation, cellular component: membrane. Lineage: Eukaryota; Metazoa; Brachiopoda; Lingulata; Lingulida; Lingulidae. The record is from RefSeq and is a predicted model, not a curated record.